This is a messenger RNA of Penicillium canescens, 984 nucleotides long. RefSeq names its product protein arg-6 mitochondrial. The coding region runs from base 1 to 984 and encodes 327 amino acids. Gene Ontology annotation, cellular component: mitochondrial matrix; cytoplasm. The transcript is spliced from 2 exons. Gene Ontology annotation, molecular function: L-glutamate N-acetyltransferase activity, acting on acetyl-CoA as donor; N-acetyl-gamma-glutamyl-phosphate reductase (NADP+) activity; arginine binding. The record is from RefSeq and is a predicted model, not a curated record. Gene Ontology annotation, biological process: L-arginine biosynthetic process. NCBI's taxonomy places the organism in Eukaryota, Fungi, Ascomycota, Eurotiomycetes, Eurotiales, Aspergillaceae.
AUGCUGCCGCGUGUUGGUGAUCAAGAUGCUGUCCCUUCACUCCACGCUAGCUUCCACCAAGCCCCUCCGAUCGCUGUGUCGACUCCCCUGCGCCAGGGCCGACCACACUCGCGCGCCGCCGACCCUCUCCUGAGCUCGACCCGGAGCACCGUCGUCCAUCUGCGGAGCAACAUUGGUUCCAAGGGCGAGGCCCAGCAGUACCUGUCCCACUUCUCCUCCGUUUCCCCCCAGCAGUUCGCCGUUAUCAAGGCCAGCGGUGCGAUUAUCACCGAGCACCUCCAGACCCUGUCCUUGGCCCUCGCUUUCCUGAACCAUGUCGGUCUUUACCCGAUUGUCGUCCACGGUGCUGGUCCGCAGCUCAACCGCACGAUACAAGCCGCCGGUGCCGAGCCCCAAUUUGAGAAUGGGAUCCGGGUCACGGAUGGCAAGACCCCGUCGCUGGCGCGCAAGCUCAUUCCGGAGGAGAACAUAAAGUUGGUCGAGGAGCCGGAGCGUAUGGGUGUCCAUGCUCGGCCGAUCACCGCCGGUGUGGUUUUGGCCGAUUAUCUGGACAAGCUCAAGUAUAACCUGGUGAGUACGAUCAAUGGCGUGAAGAAAAAGCCUAGUGAGUCGGCCAUUGCAGCUGGCUGCCUACCCAUCCUGACUUCCAUGGCCGAGACCCCCGAUGGCCAGAUGCUCAGUGUUAAUGCCAAUGUGGCUGCUGGUGAGCUAGCCGGCGCUUUGGAACCAUUGAAGAUCGUUUACCUCACUGAGAAGGAUGAUCUGUUCAAUGGUGAUACCGGCGAGAAUAUCUCCGCCAUCAAUCUUGACGAGGAGUAUGACCACCUGGUGACUCAAUGGUGGGUCCGUCAUGGAACUCGCCUGAAGAUCAAGGAGAGCAAGAUGUUGCUGAGCGACCUACCGCGCUCGUCCAGCGUGGCCAUCAUCCACCCUGCUCGCAACACAACUGAUGCCAAGCGUAGAGGUCGGUCAACGAAUCUAUAG